UGUUGAUAAAAAGAAUCCGGAAGCGCUUCAACAAUGAAAUACUCUAUAAAGAAACCAUAGUUGUUAAAAAUUAAAUUCCAAAUUCUAGGUCUUGUUUGAAUAUUGUAAGCAUGAUUUUAAUGCAGAGAUUUCAGCUGUACUGAAAUGUUUUAUGAAUGAAUCAUACAUAAAAUACAAUGCGACUCCUACCACCAUACCAUUCAUGCAUUUGCUUUCUACAACAACGUCCAGUCGACGUCGUUGACGCUUCUAGACGAAUGAUCACGAUGGAUGCAGAUGUGAAAGGCAAGGGAAUAUUUUGCGACAAAUGUGAUGUUUACAUUCCAAAUGAAGCAUCAUUAGCUGGACAUUUGAAAGGCAAAAAGCAUGUUAAAAAUAUUGAAAGAAUACAGAAAUUGGAAUCAGAGGCGAAAAGAUCAUUGUACAUAACAGGAUUCUCUACAUGUCCUCAAGCAAUAGAAUUAUCUCUUGCUGAUUAUUUCUCAAAAUAUGGAUCAAUUGCAAAGAUAACAAUGGAUAAAAAUAAUAAUCGCUUUGCCAUUCUCGAAUUCAGUGAAGUUGAUUCAGUGAAAAAAGUGUUGCAAGUAAAAGAACAUUUUCUAGGAUCAAAAUCCAUUAUUGUUAAACCAAGGGAAGUCAAGUUACCAACAUCAAAAAGAUCAAAUUUUGAGCAACGUCACAUUGUACAUACACAGAUGCAUCCUGAUGUUUGGAAAGCUCUUAUGGAUGCAGAUGAUGUGGCUGCACAAUUUAUAGUGCUACAAAAUAAACUUUCAUUAACUGUGGAAGAUAAGCAUCUGAGAAAUCUCAUUUGUAAAUUACUGGAAACUGCAUUUGAAGAAGUUUUUACACACUGUGAAAUUCAACCUUUCGGAUCAUCAGUGAAUGGAUUUGGGGUUCACGGCUGUGAUUUAGAUCUCAAUUUUAAAUAUGAAUCUCUAAAUUAUGAUGCUGCAAUUCAAUUUUUACCAGAAGAUUCAGAAGAAAAACCAAACUUAGAAGAAAAUCAGAAUAAAUCUGAGACAUUAAAUGUCAAACAAAUACUCUCUGUAAUUGCUGGCAUCAUAAGACAAUGUGUUCCAGACUGCAAUCAGGUCAAAGCAAUAUUGACUGCAAGACGUCCAGUUGUGAAAUUCGAUCACAAGUCAUCUGGAAUGUGUUGUGAUAUCUCUAUUGGAAAUUCUUUGGCUGUUAGAAAUACUUCAUUUCUAAGGCUUUUAAGCGAUAAAGUUCCAUAUCUUGCUUCUCUAGUGCAAGCAAUCAGGUUAUGGAUGAAACAUUGGAAACUAGCAGGUUCCAACCAAUCUGCAAGGUCAAUGCUAAACAAUUAUGCCGUCACAUUACUUGUAUUGUUCUACCUCUAUCAGAAGAAGGAAAUUUACACAUUGGAAGAAAUUCGUUCUAUGGAUGAGAAUUUACAAUCUUGUGUUAUUGAAACUUGGGAUUGUAGUUUUCCAAAUACUAGUUUCCUAACAAGCGAUAAAGAAUCCUACUCUCUACCUGAACUUUUUGCUGGUUUUUUUCAUUUCUAUACUAAGUUUGAAUUUUCGAAGAAUAUUCUCUGUCUGAAAUCAGGAACAUGUAUAAAGGUAGAUGAAUUUAAAUCAGAAAACGGAAAAAGCUCACCAAAAUACACAGAACCAUCGAAGCGAUGCUUCAAAGUUGGUGCUCUUAAUAUACGUGAUCCCUUCGAACUGAAUCAUAAUGUUGCUGGAAAUGUGGGUCAAAAACAUGUCUUGAUGUUUAUAAAAUGUAUCAGAAAUUCAGUUGUUGCUUGUGGUAUGAAAUUGUUCACAAAGAAACAACGUGAAGCAAAUAACAGAGAACCUUGGGGUAUUUUAAAUCUUUUUGUUGACCAUCACAAUAAGAAAUCAUCUGAUAUUAAUCCAAGAAAAAUUUCAUUUCUUGAUAAGACUGAUUUAACGAUCAAACUGAAAAGUAAAAACGAAGAUAAAUCAUGUAUGGAUCUGGCAUCAUUGGUAUUAACAAUCUUAACUGAAGUAUUUUUUAUUCAAUUUGACCUUGAUAAUGACAUUGAGAUCAAUCAAACUGAAGUUUCUGUUAUUACCGAUUCGUCAAGUACAGCAAUACACACAAAGUAUAGUUCAGAAGCUGGAUCUGCUGUAUGUCAUACCAUAAGCCCAGAAUCUAGAAAAAGGCAUCACGAAGACAGUCCAGUGUCCCACAAACGUGCUAAAAUUGUAGUAACUACCCCAGAAGCUUUGAAUUUGAAAACAAAAGCAUCUAAGCAUGGUACUGAUUUUGAAUAUAACCUACCUGUAACAUUCGAAUGUGAAUCGAAGUAUCGUGUUUGGGAAGGCCGAAGAAAAGCAAGAAGGCAUUUGGUACAACCUGGUAUGGGGGAUUUACUUGAUCUCGAAAGGCAGAUUUCGAAACUGUUAGUUUCUGAGUCUACAGUCACGAGUGAUACAUCCUGUCCUACAAACGGUGGAACUCAAACCACAAGCAUCAAAGAUUCUGUUAAAACCAACUUUCAUUUCAAGCUCUGCAUGUAUGAAUCAGGGAGUGAUAUUCUACAUCUUGAUUUCAGAUAUUUGCCAUUUGAUAAUAAGGCGACUGCUCGAAACCCAGAGCAAGAUUUCAAUAACUUUUUUCAUCAUCUGGAAAUUUCUCUUCCAAUUAUUGUUGCCAAAUGUUUGAAAGUCUAGCCAAAUGUACUACAUUGUAUUGAUAAAUCACUCGCAUUGCUAUUGUUUUAAUAAUAGCUCAGGUGAAAUGAAAUUGAAGGAAUGUGUGGGUGUCGUUAUGAAUAACUAUUACAUUGAUUUGUUGGUACUGGGGCCUGCUUUGGUAUCUAGCUUUAAUUUGAGCCAUUUGGGUGGGAUGAAUAGUUCUAUGUGCUAGAUUGGUCCCUCUGUAAGUGAUUUUUUUAGUAUUUGCGUUGAAUAGACUUCCUCUGUUUGUCGCAAGUACAAUUUGCGGUAAUUAUUUUUACUUUCAUACAUGAAUUGAGUUCCAAAAAUUUUUUUGGUAUGUGGUGUUUUUUGUAUUCCCGGGAUAACCGUCAGAAUAUUGGCUUUUUAAAAUAAAGCAACUGGUGUGUUAUCUGAUCACAAAGCAAGGAUUUGAUGUUUUAUUGUUUAGUACUACAAAAUACCACUUUUUUUA
Messenger RNA from Styela clava, 3129 nucleotides. RefSeq names its product speckle targeted PIP5K1A-regulated poly(A) polymerase-like. Gene Ontology annotation, biological process: RNA 3'-end processing. Gene Ontology annotation, molecular function: poly(A) RNA polymerase activity; zinc ion binding; RNA binding. Lineage: Eukaryota; Metazoa; Chordata; Ascidiacea; Stolidobranchia; Styelidae. The record is from RefSeq and is a predicted model, not a curated record. Gene Ontology annotation, cellular component: nucleus.